Molecule: messenger RNA, 2082 nt
Organism: Benincasa hispida (wax gourd)
Lineage: Eukaryota; Viridiplantae; Streptophyta; Magnoliopsida; Cucurbitales; Cucurbitaceae
Source: RefSeq, a predicted model, not a curated record
AUGGCAUUCUUUCUUCCUCUUGUAUUGUUUUUCUUUGCCAGAGUUUGCGCCAUCCAACCAGUCUUCGUCAAACAUUACUGCUUGUACGAUAGAGGGAACUUUGCCAGCAACAGCACGUAUAAGGCCAACCUCAAUCAUGUCCUCUCCUCCAUUGCCAAUGCCAAAGAUACUGGCAGUGGCUUUUACACUUCUUCCUAUGGGGAAAACUCAGACAAAGCCAGUGCUAUUGGCCUCUGCCGAGGCGAUGUGAAGUCUGAUGUAUGUCGAAGCUGCCUCAAUGACUCUAUAUAUCUUCUCACACAGCUAUGUCCUCGGCAGAAAGAAGCAAUUGGGUGGUUUAAUAACUGCAUGCUGCGCUAUUCAAGCCGUUCCAUAUUUGGUGCAGUGGAAACUGGACCCCAUUUCCUCUCGUGGGCGGCAAUCAAUAUAACAGAGGAAGCUCUGUUCAGCCAGAAGUUAAAAACGUUGCUAGAUAGCUUGAAGAACAAUACCUCUUCAGGUGGUUCUAUAAAGAAGUAUGCAACUGGAAACAUAGGUGCACGCGGGUUAUGGACUAUAUAUGGGCUUUUGCAGUGCACACCUGACCUGUCGCAGCUACAAUGUGAUGAGUGCUUAAAGUCAGCGUUACAAGCAUUCCCACCAUGUUGUAGUGAAGGAACGACAGUUUUUUUACCUAGCUGUAACGCCAGAUAUGAACUGUACCUCUUCUAUGACCCUUCUGCCGAGUCACAACCACCACUGUCGGUAGUAUUUUCUCCUUCAACUAGUACCAAGUCUACAGAGGGAAAGAAGUUCAGAAUACGAACUGUCAUUGUGAUAGUUCUUCCAUUUGUAGCACUUUCGCUGUUAUUGACCAUUGGCUUCUAUAUCUUUUUGAGAUCCAGAAAGUUGAGGGAAAGACUUGAAACUACUGAUGAUGAUAUUAACUCUAUGGACUUCUUGCAAUACGACUUUAAGACGAUCAAAGAUGCAACAGAUGACUUCUCAACUGUCCAUAAACUUGGACAAGGUGGAUUUGGCAUCGUUUAUAAGGGUAAACUUCUCAAUGGACAAGAAGUGGCUGUAAAAAGGCUAACUCAAGGUUCUCAACAGGGAGACCUCGAAUUUAAGAAUGAAGUUUUAUUGGUUGCUAAGCUGCAGCACCGGAAUCUGGUUCGACUUCUUGGCUUUUGUUUUGAGAAAAGUGAAAGACUCCUAAUCUACGAGUUUCUACCUAAUUCAAGCUUAGAUCGUUUUAUAUUUGAUCCAAUGCAGCGCCAAUAUUUGGACUGGCCAAGACAUUACAAAAUCAUAGUAGGCAUCAGUCGUGGUCUCAUGUAUCUUCAUGAAGAUUCUCGAUUCAAAGUCAUCCAUCAUGAUCUUAAAGCUAGUAAUAUAUUACUAGAUGCAGAACUAAAUCCAAAAAUUAAUGAUUUUGGAAUGGCAAGAUUGUGUUCGUUCGAUCAAUCCAAUGGUGAUACAAGUAAAAUUAAAGGAACAUAUGGAUACAUGGCCCCAGAGUAUGCAUUGUAUGGGCAUUUCUCAAUAAAAUUAGACGUUUUUAGUUUUGGUGUGUUUCUUCUAGAGAUCGUGAGUGGCCAAAAGAACGGUAGCUUUCAAAAUGGCGAAAAUAUAGAGCAUCUUUUGAGCUAUACAUGGGAAAACUGGACGAAAGGAACAAUUACAAAUAUCAUAGACCCAAUAUUGACUGGAACUUGCAUUGAUGAAAUCAUAAGAUGCAUUCAUCUAGGGUUAUUAUGUGUUCAAGAAGAUGCAGCUAGCAGACCAACCAUGGCUUUAGUUCUUCUCAUGCUGAAUAGUUACUCCUCUCUUCCUGUACCAUCACGGCCUGGAUUUUUGCUGCAAAGUAAAUCAUCAAACAUUGCACAGCAAUUUAAUUGCACAGAAGGGUCCCAAUCUAGCCUAGCUUCGAGCAUUUGUAUUGAAGAAGAAUCAUCAAACCAGUUUAACUCAAUUUCUUGAGACUUGGAAUGAGGAAACAACCUCAACUUAACAUUUGUGUAAACAGGCAAUACUGUUCUUAUUUUCAUCUGCAUAAAUCUUUAGUCCAUGUCCAUGUAUAUUAACAGAAUAAAACCGAAC